GUAGAGAGAGAAUAACAUUAAUUUUAGAGAAGACUAUAACUUAACUAGUGGUAUGUACAAAAUGUCGACUGUGAACAUGGAGGUUAAAAAUAUCACAGAAGUGGCGGACAAUGUAAAUCAGACAGUGUAUGAUCAUUACGUUCCAAAAUUUAACUUUCCAAUCCUUAUUCUUAUUUGUGUAAUCUUAGGUUUAAUGAUCUUGGCUACCAUCAUUGGAAACGUCUUUGUGAUCACGGCUAUCAAAGUGGACAAAAAUUUACAAGGUGUUUCUAACUAUUUGAUCUUGUCGUUGGGGGUGACGGACUUGAUGGUAGCCGUUCUCGUCAUGCCUCUUAGCCUAGUAAAUGAAGUGAGUGUGUACUGGUAUCUUGGAGCAAAAAUUUGCGACAUGUGGAUAUCUAUCGAUGUUUUGUGUUGUACGGCAUCUAUUUUACAUCUGGUGGUCAUUGCAAUCGAUCGGUAUCGAUCCGUAUCGAACAUCGAUUAUACCUUGAAAAAAACUGCACGUGGUAUACUGGCCAUGGUAGCGAUUGUCUGGCUGGUGUCUGUCAGUGUUUCCUUGCCGCCGUUAAUUUUGAUGAAGACCGAAACUCACAACCCGGAAAUAACUGGAAUGUGUAUAAUCAGUCAAAACAAAAUUUACACCAUAUUUUCUACCAUUGGUGCAUUUUAUAUUCCGCUUAUUAUUAUACUAAUUAUCAAUUAUAAAAUCUACAAAGUAGCCAGUGCUAUCAUUCAGAAGAAGAAAAGCAACAGAAAUUCACAAAGACUAUCUACAUAUUAUGUCGACAAUCGUGGUAAUUGCUCAUCUAAUUCAAGCAGAAGUGACCUUACAAACGAAGGACUCACUCGUAAUGGUCAGCGAUCGCGCGUCAACUUUGACGAUAUAAACAAGAAGUGGGGCGAUAAAGGAGAUGGGCGGAAUAGUUCGAUAGAUUUUAGCCAAGAUAGCGAAAGUCAAGACGAACUCAAUAACGCUGAUAUUCCAAUUCAAAGGAUAAAAGUACCUAAAAUUAACGUUGAAUAUUACGACAACCGAACUCGCAACUACAGCGGAAAUGACAUAAGUCUAGAUGGAGUCAAGAUGGACGAUUCGUUCCCAACAAACAACGAUAUUACUAAAAGCGAGAACAGUAUAGUGGCAAUAGAUGUUGAUGGCAAAUUGUACGAAGGAUCCCAGUUAGACAUAGGAAAUACACUGACCGUGCCGUCGAGCAUGAUUGUUCUAAGAAACAAUUCCAAGAAGCCACGAGACAGAGGCAAAAGAAGAUCUUUAUUACGUAGAGAGAAUAGAGAGAUGACACGUGAGAGCAAAGCAGCAAGAGUACUGGUCAUUAUUACGGGAGCAUUCAUUGUGUGUUGGCUGCCAUUUUUUAGUAUUGCUUUAGUUGCUCCUUUAUGUGAAGACAGUUGUUCAUUUCCCGAGUCAGUAUUCAGUGUGUUUCUGUGGCUGGGCUAUUUUAACAGUCUGCUUAAUCCCAUUAUCUACACUAUUUUCAGUCCAAAUUUUCGGAAUGCCUUCAAAAACAUUUUGAUAAAUAAACUGUGCUUUUGUCCGUGUGUAAAGAAAUAAGGGACUGUAAAUGCAUGUAUAACAAUAAAAUAAGUUUUAUAUUUUUGAAAAUAAACACGCCAACUGUUUUUGUUAAUGCUGCUUUGAUUAAUAGAAGAAUAUACAAAACUUCAUCUAAACUAGUUCCAGCUUCAUUUCUUAUAUCCUCUGACCCCUGUUGGUUUCAGAGCUGCGAGUUGGUGCGGAUAUUAUCUUACUCGAGGCAGAAUGUGCUUUACUCUUUUCCGAACGCUCGAUACAACAUGAACUUUGCAUUGUUCAUUUACUUUACGAUUGGAAUUAAAGUUUUGACGCUGUCGAUGUUUUGUUAAGCUAUGUUUCGUUAUGCCUAAAGGUUCCUCCGAUAUUUAUAUCAUAAUAUCUACACAAUUGUCAAAUGUGAUAAGAGGUACGGUCAAUGCGGACGGUGACUUUGGGGCUAUUCUUAUUCCAGAAUCUACGCAUUUUCGUGCUCGUUGAUUUCCAAUUUCCUUCACAGUCUCUGGUAAUACGACACAUAACAUAUUUUAAUAUACAUGUAGUUGUUUAUGUUCGAUGAUUUUUAUCUUUAACUGUUCGAGUUAUGAACCUUUGUUACGAUAGCUUGUUAACACUAUGGAGGCCACUCGUCCGAUCUGUGUAUAGGUUGUCUGGCUGUGUAUGGGGAAGAAGAAUAUUGUAUUAUGUUUUUUUGCAACCCUAUAUAGUCUACAAUUACCAUCUGUAAAUUACUUUAUUUAUAUUUCGUGUCCCAUUAAUGGUAGAUGCCUUUUCGGUUCUGUAAAGACUUAAUAUACCAAUGGUUAUUAAUAUUGUAUAGUAGGCCUACCUUCAAAUUCAAGGCGCACAAAUUCAAACCGUUUGUUAAAACACAAGUAAGAUUUGCAAGGCCAACUAGAUUCGAAUAACUAGAUUCGCCGACUUCAUCUAGAAACGAACAGAAAGGGAUAGAGCGUUGAAUAAUGUAACAAUUCCGGUAUAUCCUAUUUGACAUGCCGGGAAAUACAGAGAACUAUGACUGAUUACCGAGUGCACUGAAAACAAUUCAGAUAAUGCUAUAUAUCGAGAUAUGAAACAACUACAUCGCUGAUGGAACCAGGCCACCCAUGUCAGCAGAUCGAAGUAAUUCUUGUUGGUUUGUAGUUCAGCGAUAGAGACGAUAUGUAACAAAACAAAACAUCCGGGUAAAACAUAGUUCAAAUUCAGAAAUCGAAUUUUCGAAGAGAUAAUGUUUGUUGUGGGGGUCAACGUGACCUAAUAACCCACGUGCAGGUCAAAUUGUUGGAAAUCUUUAUACCCAGAUCGUGAACGUAUAUUAAAGCAACAUAAAGGUUCCAGUUUUCGCUGGUGGUCAUCUAUGUUUUUAAGGUCCUAACCCUAUCUUGCCAUGUUCCCAUUAUAUGCCAUUAUGCAUUUGGGCAACCUAGGACACGUGGAACAUAUGAACGAUUCCGUUUUGACCACAAGGUCCCCCAAACCAAGAUUGUUUAAGUGUGCAAAUCAGAGCCACAUGUAAACAAAAUAUUUUACAUCGUCUGAUAUGACCGCCAAAAUACUUUAUAUGUGGGGGGGGGGGGCACGUAACUCUUACAAUUUCUUAUUAAGUGACCUGAUGAAGGAGGCUAUGCCAUACUGUUUGUAACCUUUGUAAUAGGCAGAACUUUGCACACUUCCUUGGUAACAAAAGAACGGGAUACGGAAGUCUUCCACGCAAGUUUAACCAGAUUUAAUCUCUGAAUUACACCCAGGGCUUCUCCUUUAAAAUAUAUAAUUUUAAUAACAAUAAGACGUUUUCAUUUUUUUUUAUCGAACUAUUAGUUUGUUUAAUAUUUGUUUAGAUAUGUUUUAAUAUUUAUGUGUAUUUUAUGGUUUUAAUUAAGUGGCCAUUUGUAUCAUAUGGCAUAUGAUGCAGGCCCCGAGCACCAGCUUAAUCUCAAUCUGCAACCUUUUGAGACUGGAAUGUAUAAUAAGAAUGCUAAUAUGUGUGUUAAUAAUAGGUCCUUGAAAAUGGUCGGCAUGGGUAAUAAAGUUGGUCUACAGAGACUUCAAUAAUCAGUAAACGCGUUU
Messenger RNA from Patella vulgata (common limpet), 3619 nucleotides. RefSeq names its product 5-hydroxytryptamine receptor. Gene Ontology annotation, molecular function: G protein-coupled receptor activity. Gene Ontology annotation, biological process: adenylate cyclase-activating adrenergic receptor signaling pathway. The transcript has a single exon. Bases 53 to 1573 code for a protein of 506 amino acids. The record is from RefSeq and is a predicted model, not a curated record. Lineage: Eukaryota; Metazoa; Mollusca; Gastropoda; Patellidae. Gene Ontology annotation, cellular component: membrane.